AUGGUUGUUGAUGCUCUGAGUCAUAACUCAAUAGGGGAGUUGCAGGCUUUGUUUUCACGUUUGAGUUUGGGUGGAGAUAGAGUGUUAGUGGCUCAAUUUCAAAUCAAGUCUACAUGGUCCCAAUGUAUUCGUGAUUUGCAUUCGAGUGACAAGAAGUUGGAAGUGAAAUUCCAACUGGUGCGUGAUAGUUCUAGUGGUGAUUUUUUAUUGAAUUUUAAGAAUGUUUUGUUCUUCCGAGGUAGAUUAUGUGUGCCAAGGGAUGAGAGUUUGAGGCGUGAUAUUCUCUUAGAGGCACAUAGUGUGCCGUUUGUGAUGCAUCCGAUUAGUAUGAAGAUGUAUCGAGAUUUACAAGAGUUGUAUUGGUGGCCGAGUCUGAAUCAUGUUGUUGCUGAGUUUGUUGGGCAAUGUUUAGUUUGUCAUCAUGUUAAAGCUGAGAAUCAGUGUCCUUCGAGUUUGCUGCAACAUAUUAGUAUUCCUUAA
This is a messenger RNA of Hibiscus syriacus, 480 nucleotides long. RefSeq lists its product as uncharacterized. The transcript has a single exon. The record is from RefSeq and is a predicted model, not a curated record. Bases 1 to 480 code for a protein of 159 amino acids. Lineage: Eukaryota; Viridiplantae; Streptophyta; Magnoliopsida; Malvales; Malvaceae.